This is a messenger RNA of Pleuronectes platessa (European plaice), 1092 nucleotides long. Its product is annotated as probable E3 ubiquitin-protein ligase TRIML1. Gene Ontology annotation, molecular function: protein binding. The record is from RefSeq and is a predicted model, not a curated record. The transcript is spliced from 6 exons. The coding region runs from base 1 to 1092 and encodes 363 amino acids. Lineage: Eukaryota; Metazoa; Chordata; Actinopteri; Pleuronectiformes; Pleuronectidae.
AUGGCUGAGAAAUUAGAAAAGCAUCAGGAGGGUUUAAAGAGGCAAAGGGAAGCAGUGAAAUACAGACUGAAGAAGCUGGCAGCUCGACAAUCAGAAAUCACUAAAAAGUCCUCAGCGAUAAAGGAGAGUAUCGUGAGGAAAUAUCAGGAGAUCCAGGCCGUCCUGGACGAGGACCUGAGGAUGACCCUGUCCCACCUGGAGAUGGAGGAAAGGGCUGUGGUCUCCACUCUGGAUGGACUCAUGGAGAGGAACUGUUCUAUGAUCCAGGAUAUAGAGCAGGACCUGGCCAGACUCACUGUGGCACUGGACCAGACCCUCACACCCUCUGAUUCUUUCUUUUCAUACGCUGAGCAGCAGGACAUGCAGACAGAAGACAGAGUGAUGGACCUGCUGAGCACGACAGACCCGAGCAGCGUGAACCUGGACGAGGCAAAAGCUGAACAGAUACUCAGCCUCACCAGCAACAUGCUUCUGCUAAUCCGCUCGCAGACUCCUAUAAUGAAGAAACUCAUCAAGAGCUAUUCCAGUGAUGUGUGUUUGGAUCCAGAGACGGCCCACCCAAAGCUCAUCAUCUCCCACCAAGGGGACAGUGCCACCUACACAAACACCUGGCAGCAGCUCCCAGACCUCCCUGGACGCUUCGACACCACCCUCAAUGUCAUCAGCUUGCAAGCUUUCAGCUUCGGCCGCCAUUACUGGGAGAUGGACGUGACUGGGAAAACUUACUGGGAGCUGGGCAUCACCUACCCAACCAUCCCUCGCAAGGGCACCACAGAGGACUGCUGGCUGGGCCGGGGCGGCGAUUCCUGGUGCGUGGAGUUCUUUGAUGGGGAGUACACAGCCUGGCACGGAGGAGUGCCCCGUCAGCUGACUUUCACCAAACGCUUCUGUCGGGUUGGUGUCAUGUGCAGCUUACCCGCAGGAGUGGUGACGUUUCUUGAGGCGGACAAGAUGGCGCCGCUGUUCUCGUUCUGUGCGGGUACCUUCUCAGACUGCCUCCACCUGGCCCUGUGUCCUGGACAUGACCACAAUGGCACCAAUGCAAAUCCUAUUGUAAUAUGCAGUGCUCUUUCUCCCACCAGUGAUCUCUGA